UUAUGGGAUAGUCACAUUCAGUUGUUAGCCUUCUGAUGUGCUUGUGGGUUGCAUGCUCUAACCAAUCCCAUGUAUUAAUGCUCGUCAGAUUGAUUUCUUCGCUACACAUAUACACGAAGUGAAAGAAGUACUUAUAAGCAGACAUAGGGAGAGAGAAGAAGAGAGGCUGUAAGAGUGUAAAUGACAUUGGUGAGAGAGAGAAGACACCAACAAGCACUGAAGCUAUCCUUGCCACCACCAGUUCCAGUAGCUGAGUUCCAGCACCAGAUCCACUUGACUGCAUUGUUGCCAGCCCCUGGUCCUGACUCUCCAGGCAUUGACAACCUCUCUGACCUAGAGAAAAUGGCUGUUCUUGGCCAUGGCACUGGUGGCACCGUCUAUAAGGUCCUUCACAAGAAAACCUCAUCAAUUUAUGCAUUAAAAGUGCUCCGGUUCAAUCAAAAUACAAUCAGCAUUUGCCGCCAGGCUGCACGCGAGGCUGAGAUCCUCAAAAGAGUUGAUUCACAAUAUAUUAUAAGGUGUCAUGCAGUUUUUGAUAAUGGUUUCAUUGAUACAGACAAUGGGGGUGGUGAUCUUUGCUUUGUUAUGGAGUACAUGGAAGGAGGCUCACUACAUGAUGUGUUGCGAGCACGCCAGAGACUACCUGAGCAUGUAAUCUCUGGCGUGGCUAGGCGUGUCCUAGAAGGACUGCACUAUCUGCAUUCCAUGCAGAUAGUGCAUAGGGACAUAAAACCAUCAAACUUACUUGUAAAUGAUAAGGGAGAGGUGAAGAUUGCAGACUUUGGGGUUAGCCAUAUUGUGGCUGGGACACGUGAGGCAUGUCAUGACUCCAACAUGGGCACAUGUGCAUACAUGAGCCCAGAAAGAUUUGAUCCAGAGAGAUGGGGUGGUGAUAAUGCAAAUGGGUUUGCUGGGGAUGUGUGGUCACUUGGGGUGGUGGUGUUGGAAUGUUAUGUUGGUCAUUUUCCAUUGAUUGGUCCUGCGCAAAAACCAGACUGGGCAACAUUAAUGUGUGCAAUUUGCUUUGGGGAGAUGCCGGAGAUACCAGAAACAGCCUCACCGGAGUUUCGGAGCUUUAUAAGGUGGUGUUUAGAGAAGGAUUGGAGGAAGAGAGGGACGGUGGGUGAGCUUCUCGGCCAUGCUUUUGUGAAUAGAAAAUGUUAGAAUUCUAUGUAAAGGAGUGGUUGAUUAGUUCAAUUGCGCUUGCUUCUCUUUCUUUUUUCACCUCACACUAGAAUAAUUCUUUUUGUUUUGAGUUCACAAUAAUUCUUUUGAUCUCACUUACUUUUGGUCUUGGGGGAUCAGUCAUGCCACAGAAUUUUUGGUUGCAAGUUGGAAGUGGCUAGAGUCUAUUGCAAGGGUGGUGGCCAUUGCAGUGUAGUGCGUGUGUGUGUAGGUGGUGAUGACAAAUGACAAAUGUGUUUUUGAAGAAAUUUUAUCUGAUCUUCAAAAACAAGUUGCCAA
This is a messenger RNA of Quercus lobata, 1464 nucleotides long. It is a transcript of the gene MKK10, whose product is annotated as MAP kinase kinase 10. Gene Ontology annotation, molecular function: protein serine/threonine kinase activity; ATP binding. Gene Ontology annotation, cellular component: cytoplasm. The coding region runs from base 181 to 1164 and encodes 327 amino acids. The transcript has a single exon. Gene Ontology annotation, biological process: protein phosphorylation. NCBI's taxonomy places the organism in Eukaryota, Viridiplantae, Streptophyta, Magnoliopsida, Fagales, Fagaceae. The record is from RefSeq and is a predicted model, not a curated record.